Molecule: messenger RNA, 894 nt
Organism: Entrophospora candida
Lineage: Eukaryota; Fungi; Glomeromycota; Glomeromycetes; Entrophosporales; Entrophosporaceae
Source: the annotation of a GenBank genome assembly
AUGGAAAAUAAUAUCAUUUAUGUUAAUAACAGGAAAAGAAAAAAUUUGGGAAAAGAUGGUGAUGAUAAAGUAAUUCAACAAGAACUUUUUACAGUAAUAAUUAUAUUACUUUUGUCAGGACCUAGAAAUAAUAUUGGAAAUUUGGCAUAUCAUCAUCCAUUGAAAUUUACCAAUCAAAAUUUAUUGAAAUUGGAGAUACCUCUGGAUGCAUUACAUGUAAAUCCAUCAACUGCCAUCAAUUAUAGAUUUGCUCAGCCAAAUUUCCAACAACAAACAACAUGGGGUCCAAUUGAGGCACUCUCAUGUUUAAUCGAAUGUGGUGCUAACCCUAAACUCAUAGAUGAACAAUGGGUAAUAUGGAAAAUAGCCAGUAUGGUUAGAAAUUAUCCUGAUUUAUUUCACGACUGGUUAUCUUCUGAAAAAGUACUUGAUCAAUUAAAACACAGAUAUGAAAGAGAAAUAAACUGUGGACACAAAUCUGCUAUUAAGUUAAUAGUAGAAGAUGAUGCUUCACCACCAUUGUCCAUGGUUCUUUGUGUAUCAGAAAUAAUCAAUGAUAACAUCACUCCAUCAACACCAUUAUCUUUAUCAUCAACAUCCUCCUUUCAUAUGAUGAAACUUAAAUUAACUGAUGGCUGUCCUGUAUAUUUGAAGUUAUCAGGAAAUUCAAUAAAACCAGCUCAUUGGGAUUCCAAAUUAGGGUUUAGAAAACUUGAAAUAUUUGCCAUGUUGAAGAGUCUUAUAUCAGAUGGUGGAUCUGUUCCUGCAAUUGAUGUUAUAAUAAUGCGAAAGUAUCCUUUGCUAUAUCAUGAAACAAAGAAAGAUGGGAUAUAUAUCAUAUAUAACAAAAAAGGUGAAGAACUAGCUCAAAGGAAUUCAGAUGUCCAUUCUAAG